This is a messenger RNA of Camellia sinensis, 1316 nucleotides long. Its product is annotated as CHY-type/CTCHY-type/RING-type Zinc finger protein. Gene Ontology annotation, molecular function: zinc ion binding; ubiquitin protein ligase activity. The record is from RefSeq and is a predicted model, not a curated record. NCBI's taxonomy places the organism in Eukaryota, Viridiplantae, Streptophyta, Magnoliopsida, Ericales, Theaceae. Gene Ontology annotation, biological process: protein ubiquitination; ubiquitin-dependent protein catabolic process. Gene Ontology annotation, cellular component: nucleus.
AAAAUUGAGUGCUGUGCAAAAGUAAUGGCAAUUGGGCUUUGACGUCCCCAUCUUCCCAAAUCAACCGAUUCUGUGCCUUCCACCUCUCUCUCUCUGGGCUGUUUCUUUCCCUUUCUGGGUUAAGAACAAUCUUUUCCAAUUCUAAUGGAAGGCUCUGCCAAUGAACGUCUUUAUUUUGGGAAGAUGGGUUAUGGAUGCAAGCAUUAUAGAAGAAGAUGCAAGAUCAGAGCUCCUUGCUGUAAUGAGGUCUUCGAUUGUCGUCAUUGUCACAAUGAAGCCACGAGCAUGUUGAGCAACCCCAUUGAUCAGCACGAACUAGUUCGAAGCGAUGUUAAGCAAGUUAUUUGCGCAGUGUGCGACACAGAGCAACCAGUUGCUCGUGUUUGUACGAACUGUGGAGUCAAUAUGGGAGAAUAUUUCUGUGAAGUGUGCAAAUUCUUUGACGAUGAUAUUGACAAAAGGCAGUUUCAUUGUGAUGAUUGCGGGAUCUGCAGAGUUGGUGGUCGUGAGAACUAUUUCCACUGUAAGAAGUGCGGAUCAUGUUAUGCAAUUAGUCUGCGUGACAAUCACUCGUGUGUGGAAAACUCCAUGCAGCACCACUGUCCCAUAUGUUACGAGUAUCUCUUUGAUUCAUUAAAAGACACUAUCGUUAUGAAAUGUGGGCACACAAUGCACUGUGAAUGUUACCAUGAGAUGAUGAAGCGUGACAAAUAUUGCUGUCCCAUAUGCUCAAGGUCAGUUAUUGACAUGUCUAUAGCCUGGAAGAGAAUAGAUGAGGAGAUUGAAGCAACCGUCAUGCCUGAGGAUUACCGUUACAAGAAGGUUUGGAUUCUAUGUAAUGACUGCAAUGACACGACUGAAGUUUUCUUCCACAUAAUUGGACAGAAAUGCAGCCACUGCAAAUCAUACAAUACAAGAACAAUUGCACCUCCGGUUCUUCCUCAAUGACCAGGUUAUGCUUUCCGAGGCAAAUAUUUUACUGUCUACAUGCACUGAAAAAGCUCAUGCCUGAGCUAGAAAGAGGAGGGAGGGGGCGGUUUCUAAUUGCAUCUUCGACCAAUUUCUUGUUUUCCUUCUUUAUACAUGCCACACUGCCAUUGCAUUAUGAUUCAAACUGUAGCAUUUAUACUUGCCUGCUAGACAAAACGUUUUCUGUGGUAUUCUUCUCUGAUUAUUUGGAGUUUAAAAAAAAAAAAAACCCAUUUGAAUGACUAUGGGUUACUGUACUCUUGAUGUACACACUGUAAUGUGAAAGAAAGGGGUUGCUGUUUAUUCUGUUAAUUAUACCGGGAAUAGUGUUGACUAAUUAUAAUAUU